This is a messenger RNA of Syngnathus acus (greater pipefish), 1675 nucleotides long. RefSeq names its product tektin 1 (gene tekt1). Lineage: Eukaryota; Metazoa; Chordata; Actinopteri; Syngnathiformes; Syngnathidae. Gene Ontology annotation, cellular component: microtubule cytoskeleton; nucleus. The record is from RefSeq and is a predicted model, not a curated record. Gene Ontology annotation, biological process: cilium movement involved in cell motility; cilium assembly. The transcript has 8 exons. Bases 145 to 1398 code for a protein of 417 amino acids.
UGGUUGAAGUCAUAUGAACGUUAGGACAGUGAUUCAUUCACUGUCGUUCACUGAAGUAAUUCGUUCCUUUGAACGAAUCGUUCACUCACGAGCCAACACUAGCGGACGCUAUCGAAGUUUGUUAGUUGUUGCCAUAGCGACCACAUGUUUAUUUCAGCGGCUUUAGCAAGAGGCAUAUGUCAUUUGUUUUCCUGCAGCUACGAGACAAAAAGGAUGUCUACGCGGGGAAAGAAUGUCCAUCUGAUCGGUGGAUCAACUCUGGAGGGUAUUAAUGUCAUACGUAACCACUCCAAGCUCUUCCGAGGUGAAUGCAUGAGACUGAUCGAGGACUGCAACAAAUCUUGCAAGCGCCUGGAAGAUGAUGACAGCGAGAGGCUGAAUCAUCGCGUCCGAGACAUUCAGUUUGUGAAGAAGGAGCUGGAGCUGAAGUUGGAGGAGAACGUUUUGGAGACGGAUCAACUUAUUGCACUGCAAAGCAGAGUGAUGAAAGCCAUCGAGUCUUGCAAGGAGCCUAUCAAAGUCACUAUGCAAUGUAUAGAUGAGAGAAAUAAAUCCCAUGAAAAGUUGUGUGAUGAAGUAUACACAGAGCUGCUCAAGGAGGCUGACCUCAGCAAGGGAAUUAAGGCCCUUAUGCAGCGUGUCGUGAAGCAGAUCGUUGAGCAAAUACGAUUGAACCAGUCGGCAAAAUUCCAACUUGAACAGGAUCUUAAGGGGAAAUAUGUGGCGCAGAAUGUAGAUACCUCCUGUGCCUCAAUGACCCCACAUUCCCUCAUCAACACACAGCAAAGUUUAAAAGUCAAGACGGUUUCCUCCAGUUCCUCUGUGACACCUGUACAGUGGGGGAACAACUCUGAUUUUUACAUCGCUAAAGCAGAGCAGCAGAAGAAAAACUCGGUGUCCCUGAGGGCCCUGGUGGAGUCUCUACUGGCGCAGACUUCCAGUGAUAUGCAAAAGCAGUUUGUGGCAACAUCAGCAGCCUUUCAAUUUAGUGUCAAACAGCUCAAGACUGUCAAAAGCCAGAUGGAAGACCAACUCACCAAGGUUGUUUCAGAGUUCGCCUUCCAGCAGAGAAACCGAGCUGAUCUACUGGUAGCGGUCACACAGAAUGAGCAUUUUCUAAGUUUGGCGAAGGCGAGGCUGGAUUUGCGUCAGGACAGGCCCCCAAAAGAGCUAUGUCAUGAUCCAGCACAAUCACAGCUCCUUGCCGAAGUCGGACAACUAAACUGUCAAAUCGAAAAGUUGCAUGAGACGGUGGAGCAGUCAGAAGAGCAGGAGAGGGCGCUGGUCCGCUGCCAGCUGGAGCUCCAGCAGAACAUUGAGCUGAAGGCCAGACUCCUCUAUGUUGAUGAGUUCAUCUGCAGCCAGCUCAGAAAGCCUUUUGUCAUACACAACUUCUGACAUGCUUCAUUUUGUUCAAAUCUAGUUAUCAAAACCUUUUUUCUGAGAGUAAAGUUAUCAAUAUAUAUCUGUUACGUUUGUGUGAUACUAUUCCGGUCCCAUUUUACAGGAAUGGACCAAUUAAAAUGUUUAUUACUUUUGUUAACAUGUAAGACUUAAAACACAGUUAAACCAAUUAAUAGUGCUCACCACCGAUUUGGAAGUUGCAUUUUAUGAAGACAGCUGAAAUCCCAUUUCUAAAUGUUUAUUUAUUUCAUAAGGAAUUUGAAGACUAUUU